Messenger RNA from Striga hermonthica, 987 nucleotides. Lineage: Eukaryota; Viridiplantae; Streptophyta; Magnoliopsida; Lamiales; Orobanchaceae. The record is from the annotation of a GenBank genome assembly.
AUGACUACCACUUUCCCUCCACCUCCUGCCGUCGGCAACGGCGGAUCCACUCCUGCCCUCAUCGCCCAACAAUUACCACCGCCGUACUACCCCGGCGCACCGUCCUCCUCCACCGCCUCUUCCAUCGUCAUCGUCAUCAUCAUCAUCGCGUCAGCAGUUAUCGUCUCCGCCUCCAUCUACAUCCUCCUCCGCUUCCUCUCCCGCCGCUACCACCGAGCUUUCCGAACCGCCGACGAAGACGUCAUCGUUCUCCGUCCCGAAACCUCCCGACGCUUCCAGGCCGCCGCCGGCCUGCUGGACGACCUCCCGCUCUUCACCUUCCGCUCCGUCCACGGCGACCUGGCCGGCGCCGACUGCGCUGUCUGCCUGUCCAAAUUCGAGCCCCACGACCAGCUCCGGCUGCUCCCCCUCUGCUGCCACGCCUUCCACGCCGCCUGCAUCGACACGUGGAUCGUCGCCAACCACACGUGUCCCCUCUGCAGGUCCGCCGUCCUUCCCCCCGCCGACCUUUUGGCCAAAACCGCCCCCGCUGCCGGCGGAGGGGGCAGCUUUCGCGUCGAGAUCGGGAGUGUCAGCCGGCGCGGCGCGGCGGACGAUGGGCGGCGCUCGUACUCGAUCGGCUCCUUCGAUUACGUCCUGGACGAGAACGGGUACGAGGUCCCUGUGGGGUCCACCGCCAUCCACCGGAGGGGGGGUUCCGACUGCACGUCCGUGGACAAGGAAUCGUCCGUCGGGAUCCAGAUGCCGGAGCCGCCGGGGGAGGCCAUCGCGGCUGAGGUAUCCGGAGGGAGGAACUGGCUGAGGGAAUACAUGGACCGAUUGGCGUCGUCGUCCUCCCGAGCGUUGUCGUUCAGGAGCUCCGGGAGGUUCUUCACCGGAAGCAGCAGGCGGAGCGACCUUGGCGUCGAGGAUCUGGAGGCGAACCAACACCACCACCGUGUGGGCGAGGAGAUAAGCGAGUUAUUCCGGUGGCUCUCCGGGAUCUAA